This is a messenger RNA of Oryctolagus cuniculus (rabbit), 1837 nucleotides long. Its product is annotated as H2B.U histone 2. Gene Ontology annotation, molecular function: protein heterodimerization activity; DNA binding; structural constituent of chromatin. Lineage: Eukaryota; Metazoa; Chordata; Mammalia; Lagomorpha; Leporidae. Gene Ontology annotation, cellular component: nucleosome. The record is from RefSeq and is a predicted model, not a curated record.
AAAUUAUUUUAUUCAAAAGGCAGAGUUACUAAGAGACCUUGCAUCCACUGGUUCACUCUUCAAAUGGCCUCAGCAGUGAAGCUAUCCAAAGCCAGGGGCCAGGAGUUUCAUCCUGGUCUCCCACGUGGGUGCAGGGACCCAAGCACUUGGGCCAUCUCCACUGCUUUCCCAGGCCAUAGCAGAGAGCUGGAUCGGAAGUGGAGCAGCCGGAAUUCGAACCGGACCUAUAUGGAAUGCCAGCGCUGCAGGCCAAGGCUUAACCUACCGUGCCACAGUGCCAGCCCCCUGGAUUAAGUAUUCAGCGGUCGCCACUCUGGAAAUGUUUGUGAACGCAACCAUAUCUUUUUAAAGGAAACAGAUAAAGCAUUCGUGCUGACUCCAUCUGGGGAGCCCCGGGGACCAGCGUUCACGCCGCAUGGCCGCCUGAGGACAGACCCUGUGCAUGAGCUGCCCGCCCCCCUGCUCCGGACACGCAGAGGUGCGGGGCGCACAGCUCGGUCAGGGUUUCAAAGAGCCAGAGAAAGGCUGUGAUGGCGGGGAGCGCUCAGUCCAGGCAGCCCCUGCUGCUGCUGGCGGGGCUGGCCGGGAAAAGGGAAGACAGACAGGGCGCAAGCCAUAACAGCCUGUGCGCGCCGGGCGCCCGCUCGGCCACUCGGCUCGCAGCAGCCGUCCCCGGGGUCCCCGUCUUCACUCUGCGGGUGAGGGUGGGGACACGGGCGUUGCCCGCCCGGAUCAGGGCUCCAGCUGCCGGGUUCCCAAAAAGCUCCGCAGGUGAUGCAGAGGCGAGACUCGGGGUUGCUGUGAUGACGCAACAGUGACGACGCUGGGGUCUCGGAGCCUCCUCAGCGCGGACGCCCACUGGAAGCCCGCCCCGUCUCCCCCUGCAGCACCACUGCCCGCGCUUCCUCACAGGCAGUGUGGACGCACUCGGCACGCUGCAGGAACGUGGGGCGGCUGCAGAGGGAGAACCCGUGCGGAAAAAACGGCUCCGCCCUGCUGCCGGCGUCGGGAAGGCCGGCCGCAGCACGACCCGCGCUUCCUCGGCGGCCGCGUCCAUCCGCGCCGGGCCGCCAGUCUUCGGCGGCCGGGAACAAAGGGUCGGAACAAAGGCGAACCCGCCCUGGCCGCUCCCACGAGCGGCACCGACGCGCCUCUGGAUUGGCCGGGCUGUGGCCCAAUGGCAAAGAAGAGCUGGCAUCUCCUAUUUACAUAGGAGACGAGCCUCCCAAUCAGACGCUGGCGAUCCGGAGCCUUCAUUUGACUAGAUAGACGGCAAAUAGGCCCGCCCGCGCCGCAGUGCCCUGCGUGUCCGUGCCGCCGCUGCGCCGCCAUGCCCGAGCCCUCCCGCUCGGCCCCCGCGCCCAAGAAGGGCUCCAAGAAGGCGGUGACCAAGGCGCAGAAGAAAGACGGCCGCAAGCGCAGGCGCGGCCGCAAGGAGAGCUACUCCAUCUACGUGUACAAGGUGCUCAAGCAGGUGCACCCCGACACCGGCAUCUCGUCCAAGGCCAUGGGCAUCAUGAACUCGUUCGUCAACGACAUCUUCGAGCGCAUCGCCAGCGAGGCGUCGCGCCUGGCGCACUACAACAAGCGCUCGACCAUCACGUCGCGCGAGGUGCAGACGGCCGUGCGUCUGCUGCUGCCCGGCGAGCUGGCCAAGCACGCCGUGUCCGAGGGCACCAAGGCCGUCACCAAGUACACCAGCUCCAAGUGACGCGCGCAGCGCGCACCCAAAGGCUCUUUUCAGAGCCACCCACACGGUCGAGAAAGGGUUUCGAACACGGCUUGGGCGUGGGUUGUCUGGCCUCGUGUAGCUCCCCGCGCUCCAUUAGCUGCCCGG